GCGGGCGGGCGGCGCUCCACACACGGCGGCGGCGCGAUGCUGUGCCGGCACCUUCGGCUGCUCCUGCAGCCCCGCGGGCACUCCAUGCCCGCCUCCGAGGCCGUGCCGCAGCCGUCCCCCAGCAAGAGGCAGAAGGGCUCGGGUCCCGGCGAGCACAGCACACGGCUCCGCUUCACCAAGCUGUCCGAGAACGCCUUCGCCCCCUCCAGGGGCUCCGCGCGGGCUGCGGGCUACGAUCUGUACAGUGCCUAUGACUGUGUGAUACCACCCAUGGAAAAGGCAGUAGUGAAAACAGACAUUCAAAUAGCACUUCCUUCUGGGUGCUAUGGCCGAGUAGCACCACGUUCUGGUUUAGCUGCAAAGCACUUCAUAGAUGUUGGUGCUGGGGUUAUUGAUGAGGAUUACAGGGGAAAUGUUGGUGUAGUACUCUUCAACUUUGGCAAGGAGACUUUUGAAGUUAAAAAAGGGGAUAGAAUUGCCCAGCUCAUCUGUGAACGCAUUUAUUAUCCUGAGCUAGAAGAAGUUGAAGCUCUGGAUGAUACAGAACGUGGUGAAGGUGGCUUUGGUUCUACUGGGAAGAACUGAAAAUUACUUGAAUAUGUUUUAUAUAUUUUUUUUGUUACACUGUUUCUAAAUUUUCAUUUGAAUUAGAAGUGGGAUUUUAGGACUGCAUAAGAACAUUUCCAGUUUUAUUCCAGCUUCUCUGUAUCCUCCUGUCUAUUUUUACAGGCAGUGAAUUUGCAUAAUGGGGAAAUGUGCACGACUGUCUUGGCUGAUCAGUUGAUGUUUGGUCCUCAACAAUAAGAAUGUGUUGUUUAUGUGUUGAUUAUGCUCUAAUAAAUUAAAAAAUAACUUUGACUUGGCA
Molecule: messenger RNA, 865 nt
Organism: Pipra filicauda (Wire-tailed manakin)
Lineage: Eukaryota; Metazoa; Chordata; Aves; Passeriformes; Pipridae
Gene: DUT
Product: deoxyuridine triphosphatase
Exons: 7
Coding region: 37-585 (182 amino acids)
Biological process (GO): dUMP biosynthetic process; dUTP catabolic process
Molecular function (GO): dUTP diphosphatase activity; magnesium ion binding
Source: RefSeq, a predicted model, not a curated record